GUCUAAAAUAGGUAGCUGCCAGCGCAUGCCGACCAGGGCGGUGGUUGGGUAUAAAAUCUGCAUUGCUCUGUAGUUUGUCAUUUGCAAAUUACUCUUCAGGAUAUGAUCAAAAUGGCGUUAACGAUGAAGGAUACGUUCUAUAUAUCACACGGAUCGCCGACGCUGUCGAUAGAUGACUCGCUUCCGGCGAGGCACUUCUUGCAGUCGUGGAAGGACACAGUGUUUGGCCAAACACCCAAGUCCAUCCUCGUAAUUUCUGGUCAUUGGGACACUUCCUUUCCCGCCGUUAACAUGGUUCAGCGCAAUGAUACCAUCUAUGACUUCUAUGGUUUCCCCGACAAGAUGUACAAGCUGAAAUAUCCAGCACCAGGGGCUCCCGAGUUGGCAAAAAGAGUGAAGGAAUUGCUUAUGGCAUCUGGUUUCAAGCGUGUGGACGAGGAUAAAAAACGCGGGCUUGACCAUGGUGCUUAGGUUCCACUCAUGCUCAUGUACCCAGAGGCUGAUAUCCCAGUCUGCCAACUUUCCGUUCAGUCCAAAAGGGAUGGUACUUACCAUUACAACUUGGGAAAGGCUUUAGCCCCUCUCAAGGAUGAAGGUGUGCUCAUCAUUGGUUCUGGAGCCGCCACUCAUAACUUGAGGGCCCUAGGAAAAUUGAGCGGUGCUGUUGUUCCUUGGGCUUCGGAGUUUGAUACUUGGCUUAAAGAUGCUCUCCUUGAAGGAAGAUAUGAAGAUGUGAAUCACUUUCAGGAGAAGGCACCAUAUGCAAAGAUGGCUCACCCUUGGCCAGACCACUUCUAUCCAUUGCAUGUAGCCAUGGGCGCUGCUAGUGAAAGCGCAAAGGCAAAACUUAUCCAUCACAGCUGGGAACAUGGUUCUCUUUCCUAUGCUUCUUACCAGUUCACAGCAGCCAGCUGAAUAUCCAUUUCAGAACUCCCUUCCAUAUCACCUCUUUUAAUUCCAUCCAUUCAAUCUCAAUAAAUUAGAUACAGGGAAGAGUAAGUCCUGUGUUCAAUCUAUGCAGUAUGUAUAUGUGCUCAUUGACUUAUGUUCAUCAUAUGAAAUGCUAAAAGUUUGUUCCAAUUAAAUUUGAUACGUGAAAAGUUUGUGCUACAACAGCUCGCUACCUGUCCAGAGGGUGUUAAGUCCUCAAUGAGCAAAGGCUUGUUUGCAGCACACAGUUGGGAAGAAUUGUGUUGUUUUGUAUAUAGAAUAUGAACUUGGGAUUGUGUAAAUUUGAUUUGUUUAAAAUGUACUAAUAAAUGCAGUGAACAGAUCUCAUAAACUAUGUCA
This is a messenger RNA of Theobroma umbraticum, 1290 nucleotides long. It is a transcript of the gene LIGB, whose product is annotated as catalytic LigB subunit of aromatic ring-opening dioxygenase family. Gene Ontology annotation, molecular function: ferrous iron binding; dioxygenase activity; zinc ion binding. The record is from RefSeq and is a predicted model, not a curated record. NCBI's taxonomy places the organism in Eukaryota, Viridiplantae, Streptophyta, Magnoliopsida, Malvales, Malvaceae.